AUGUCCGGCACAAGACCGGCGGCCGAUACCUCCUCUUUCAUGAAUUCACAUCUAUGCAUCGUCGCAAGACGAAUAUCGCGAACCAGCAAUCCCCGAGUUGCCGCUACAAGACUUGUCACCACAGCCACCUCAAGCUCCAACGUGUCCGUCCCGGUCGUCCCCGUUCACGCGUGCCCGGACACGCCCCGCGCUCGCCAGCAACGGCGGCCAUUCUCCAGCACCGACACUCCUCGCAACGCCGCAGCGGCACCCCUAUCUCCCAAACCGCCUUGCAAGAUGACCAAGGACGGCAGCGACGAGCUCCCGUUGCCGCGGCCGAGCGCCUCGGUCGUGCUGCUGUCGCCCUCCAACGAGAUCCUGCUGCUGCACCGCGUCAAGACGUCGUCGUCGUUUGCGUCGGCGCACGUGUUCCCUGGCGGCAACGUCGACCCGUACCAUGACGGCGAGGUGCCGCCCGAGGGCCACCCGGACAAGCACCGCGACGGGCCGGCGUACCGCUUGUGCGCCGUCCGUGAGACGUUUGAGGAAUCGGGCAUCCUGCUGGCCAAGAAGGACGGCCAGCUGGUGCAGAUGCCGGAAAAGGAGCGCGAGGAGGCGCGCAAGCUGAUUCACGCGCGCAAAAUCAAGUUUGGCGACUGGCUCCAGUCCAUUGGUGCCACCGCAGACACAGAGUCCCUCAUCCCCUACACGCGCUGGCUGACGCCGGUGACGGUGCCGAAGCGCUUCACGACGCAAAUGUACCUCUACCUGCUGCCGCUGACGCGGCACGACGUGGCGACCAAGACGGUGAUCCCGACGGCGGACGGGGGCGUCGAGCACACGGCGGCGCUGUUCGCGUCGCCGCAGGCGUGGCUCAAGCAGGCGGACCAGGGCGCCAUCAUCCUGUUCCCGCCGCAGUACUUCAUUCUCGACACGGUGGGGCGGCACGUGGGCGGCGGCCGGCCGGGCUCGCUCGAGGAGGAGUCGCGGCGGUUCAUGCAGCAGCGGCGGAAGCUGCUCCGGUUCGUCAGGGAGGUGCCGACGGCGACGACGGCGCUCGGCCGCGCGCACCCGUCGGCGGCGGUGGCCUGGGCUGACAAGGUCAUCAGCCCGGUGCCGCUGUACAUGCGCCCGGGCGACGGCCGCGCCGUGCUGUCGCUCAGCUACCCCGGGCCGGAGCUUGAGGGCUCGGACCGCGUCGGCGACUUUGAGCGCGUCGUGCUGACUAGGUUCGGCAAGAAGGGGCCGACGGGCGUCGAGGUCCGCCUGCGCGAGGAGGUGCUCGACGAGGAUGCGCAGCCCAAGGAGGGCCGGCUGGAGAAGCUGUGA
Molecule: messenger RNA, 1308 nt
Organism: Cordyceps militaris CM01
Lineage: Eukaryota; Fungi; Ascomycota; Sordariomycetes; Hypocreales; Cordycipitaceae
Product: NUDIX family hydrolase
Exons: 3
Coding region: 1-1308 (435 amino acids)
Cellular component (GO): mitochondrion
Molecular function (GO): hydrolase activity, acting on acid anhydrides, in phosphorus-containing anhydrides
Source: RefSeq, a predicted model, not a curated record